AUGGAUCUAAGAGGUAUAAGUGUGAAGGUGAAGCGGGUGAAGGAAGAAAGGGAGCAUUCCGACCCAUGGCAUCCGACAGAGCUCGGCCACAAGUCCGACGGCCAGACCAUCGAGUGGCUCCUCCGCCAGGCCGUGCCCUCAAUCAUCGCUGCCACCGGAAUCGGAACCACUCCCGCCAGCUUCUCCUCCAUUUCCGUCUCCGUACGCGGCGGUGCUGGCUCUCUCUCUUCUCCUUCCUCAACCUCCGCAGCGUCUUCGCUCGACCACAAGCCCUUGCUCGCUCCCACUCCCUUCAUACUCGGCAAGCGCAUACGCACCGACGACGACGCUUCCGCCAAGGACGACGGGGUCUCCGUGGGACCCGCCGUGGGGUCUUCAGAGAAAUUUGCAUCAAUGAUUGCUGAUGCAGGGUUCCAGAAAGUAGAGUAUGAGAAUCUAGUAGGGGGAGUGGUUGCCGUCCAUUCAGGGGUCAAAAUCUGA
This is a messenger RNA of Arachis ipaensis, 480 nucleotides long. Lineage: Eukaryota; Viridiplantae; Streptophyta; Magnoliopsida; Fabales; Fabaceae. The record is from RefSeq and is a predicted model, not a curated record.